Neoarthrinium moseri is the source of this 3549-nucleotide messenger RNA. RefSeq lists its product as uncharacterized. Gene Ontology annotation, biological process: autophagy; intracellular protein transport; vesicle-mediated transport. The record is from RefSeq and is a predicted model, not a curated record. The transcript has 4 exons. Bases 1 to 3549 code for a protein of 1182 amino acids. Lineage: Eukaryota; Fungi; Ascomycota; Sordariomycetes; Amphisphaeriales; Apiosporaceae. Gene Ontology annotation, cellular component: cytoplasm; fungal-type vacuole membrane.
AUGCUCUCCGCCUUCACGGCUCGGCCCAUCAUCGAGCUCAAGCAGCGCGACAAGUCCAGGAUCGAGACCAUCCUCGCCUAUGGCGAUCGAGUCCUCGUCGGCCUCAACACGGGCGCCCUUCGCAUCUACCGCCUGAAUACCCUCGCCGCCCCCGACGCCAAUGGCACCACCAACCCCCCGUCUUCUGCCGCGCCCGGCACCAGCCUGCCCGACCCGACGUCGCAACGGCCCAGCUCCAAACCGACCGACCUGCUGCGCGAGGUAGACAAGUUCUCCACCCGCGCCGUCGAGCAGCUCGCCAUCAUCAAGGAGGCCAACACCAUCGUCUCGCUCUCCGCCUACCAUGUCUCGCUCCACGACCUGUCCUCCUACGAGCUCGUCGAGACUCUCGCGCGCACCAAGAACGCAUCCUGCUUUGCCGUCACGAGUAACAUCGUCAAGGAUCCCGCCACCGGCAUCCCCGAGAUCAUCUCCCGCCUCGCCGUCGCCGUCAAGAGGAGGCUGCUGCUGUGGAGCUGGCACGAGAGUGAGCUCGGCGAUGACGUCGCCGAGAUCGUCCUCCCCGAGGCCGUGCGCUCCGUCACCUGGGCCACUGCCACCAAGGUCGUGUGCGGCAUGAACGCGGGCUAUGUGCUGGUCGAUGUUGAGACCUCCGCCACCACCGAGAUCAACGGCUCCGGCGCCGCAGCCGCGGCCGGCCAGGGGAGUCGCUUUGGUGCUGCCAGCAUGGGCUACAUGGGGCUGGGCGGCUACAUGCCCAGGCCGCUGGCUACGAGGCUGGCAGAGGGCCAGAUGCUGCUGGCCAAGGACAUCAGCUCGCUCUUCAUCGACGCCGACGGGAAGCCACUCGACAAGAGGCAGCUCCCCUGGCAGAGCGCCCCCGACAGCAUUGGCUACAGCUACCCGUACAUACUGGCAUUGCAGCCCCCGGCCAAGGGUUCCCUGGAGGUGUGGAACCCCGAUACGCUGAGCCUGCUGCAGAACAUCAGCCUCCCAGGUGCUGCACAGCUGCACUUCCCGCCGCCCACCGUCAGCCUCGCCCAUGCCGGGAAGGGCUUCCACAUCAGCAGCGACCGCGCCGUCUGGAAGAUGGAUGCGACCGAUUACGACUCCCAGGUGGCCGGGCUCAUCCAGGAGGAAAAGUACGACGAGGCUAUCAGCGUGCUGGGGAUGCUCGAGGAUGCUCUGCUGAAGGACAAGACCGGAACCCUGCGCGAGGUCAAGAUGCGCAAGGCAGAGAUGCUGUUCAGGGCCAAGAAGUACAGAGAGAGUCUGGACCUUUUCAACGAGGACGACGUCCACGCGCCGCCAGAGAGGGUGCUCAAGCUGUAUCCGAGGGAGAUAUCUGGCGAUUUAUCCGCCGAGGCCGGACCAGGACAGGACGACCAAGAAUCGUCCCCCGAGCCUGAGGAACACCAAGCGGAGCAGCCCCAGCAGCAACCGCCACAGCAAUCGUCCGAGGACGACAACACGGACAACGACGACAACGACAAGGCCAACGGGGAGAAGCUGCCAGGGGACGAGUCUAUCGCGGCGCAGGCAGCGUCUCCGACCAGGGCAGGUGGAUUUGCGAGGUAUUGGCCACUGGGCGGAGCCGUGAAGAAGGCAGACUCGGAUACGGCCUCUAUUGCAUCCAAGAAAGGCCCAAUAGCCACGGACAAUGGCGACGCUGCCAGCAUCAAAGCACCCAAGCCGACUGCAGCCGGAGCCCAGCCAGCGGCUCUGGAAGGCAAGGAUCUCAUGGAAGCUGUGGGGGAGCUCAAGUUCUUCCUCUCUGGGACACGUGCGCGUCUGCAGCGGGUGCUCGAUCCGGAAACGGGCAAACUAAAACGUCAAUCCUCAACAACGUCGGAAUCACAGACAUCCUCGCUUGGAGACCCCUUCACAUCCUCCCAGAUCGACACCUCGUUCCUCGUGGACCCGUCGAAGCUAGAUUCCGAGCAGCUGCUCGAGGCCUCCAUCAGAGACACGUUCACAUUGGUUGAUACCACUUUGUUCCGUGUCUACAUGCUCUCCCAACCUAAUCUGGCCGGCCAUCUGUUCCGCAUACCCAACUUCUGUGACCCAAAGGCAGUCAACGAGAAGCUGCUGCAAUCCAACCGGUAUAGUGAACUGGUGGAUUUCUUCUACGGCAAGAAGCUACAUCGUGAGGCGUUGACUCUACUAAGGAGAUUCGGCACGACUGAUGAUGAUGGCCAUGCGGAGAAGAAGGGUACGUUGGCAAAAUGGCUGAAGCCCAAGUUGGGUGCCGGCAACGAAGAUGACCAACGCCACCAUGAAGGGGUGGACCAUACUCAUGAGCAGGAUCAGCCUAAUGGUGACGCCGAGGACAUUCCCAUCAACCCCCACGAAAUCCCCGCUCAGCUGCGUGGUACACAGCGCACAGUCAUGUACCUGCAAUCUCUGCCGCCCGACCUCAUCGAUCUGAUCCUUGAGUUUGCAGACUGGGUACUACGUCGAGACCAGGAUGCAGGCAUGGAGGUGUUCUUGGCGGACUCCGAGAACGCAGAGACCCUGCCCAGGGAUCGCGUCGUGAAAUACCUGGGAGAUAUCGACGAAUCCCUGGAAAUCAGAUACCUUGAGCACAUCAUUGACGAACUAGGCGACGGAACGCCAGAUUUCCAUAACCGAGUCGUCGAACUACGCAUCAAGAUGCUGAAAGAGAAGACCGAGGGCGACGACGAUCGCGAUGAAUCCAUGGAGAAGCUGGUGCAAUUCCUCCGAGACAGCCGACAGUAUAGUCUGGGCCCGGCGUACAGAUUGAUCCCAAGGGAUGAUCCGGCCUUUUACGAAGCAUCGGCGGUUGUGUACAGCAGAAUGGGACAACACAAGCAAGCCUUGGAGAUCUAUAUAUUCAAGAUGCAAGAUUUUGCCAAGGCGGAAGAGUACUGCAACCGCAUCCACAAAGCACAGCUUGAGCCUCCAGCGUCUCCAUCAUCGCCGACGUCACCAGUCUUCGGCCGGGCAUCGUCUCGCCCGUCCUCGUCCCAGCAACGCCAAACCGAUGACGAUGGUGCAGACUUGGACGAUCCGGACUCGACCCCGUCCAUCUACCAGACUCUAUUGAGUCUCUACCUGACCCCGCCGUCCCCGUACGAACCUAACCUAGCCCCGGCUCUGGAUCUUCUCUCCAAGCAUGGCUCCCGCCUUCCUGCGACGUCGACUCUGUCCGUCAUUCCAGACGACCUCCCCGUCAGCAAGCUGGAAUCCUACUUUGGCGGACGCAUCCGGGCGGCCAACUCCAGGCUGGCCGAGACCAGGGUGAUGGAGGGCCUGAGACGAACGUUGCUCGUCGACACGCAGGCGCUGCUGCUCCUCGGUGACGGUGUGCCCGGAGGCCAGGGAGGCCGUAAUCGCAGGGUGGUGGUCGGCGAGGAGCGGGUUUGCGGGGUUUGCCACAAGAGACUGGGCAACAGUGUUGUUGCGGUGCUGCCCGACAACGGGGUGGUCCAUUACGGCUGCCUCGGCCGAAGCGGGAAGGGAGCCGGAGGAGCACGGAGUAUCAGUGCCGGAAGGGUCGUUGCCGGGGCCUGGGGACGAAGUACAUAG